Messenger RNA from Adineta ricciae, 2826 nucleotides. The record is from the annotation of a GenBank genome assembly. Lineage: Eukaryota; Metazoa; Rotifera; Eurotatoria; Adinetida; Adinetidae.
AUGAGUGUCGAUGAUGAACAGCGUCAAGAUAACGCAGAAAUGGAGCACAUGAUAACGAAUCAACAGAGACCAGAAUCCGUUAUGUGUGCAUCAACAUCAAGAGACGUAUCACACGUGCACACACGGCGUUUGCGUAUGUUCUGUGUCGUUUUAUUGCUUCUUUUCAUUGCUGGCGGAUCUAUUGUGGCAUUGGCGAAUUAUCAGGCGCGACACAGUAACGUCGUCACGAAUAUGAAAAAGCAAAAUGACAUGGAAGAUUCAUCAGACGAGAAUGGAGAAGCAGAACAGGCAAACAAUGAUGAUCAACAUUUUCAACUACGAUCAUACACAGAACAUCAUAAGCCGAAAUCACCUGAACGUGUUGGCCAUGUGAAUAUUUACAUCAAUAAGGAUGGUUAUCGUCGUAAUAAUAGACGAGACAAUCAAAGGCUUCGGUUUCCUGUACUGCAAUAUGAUCGUCGUCACAUGCCUUUCAACGGACCUUUCCUUAGUUUUAUGCCAAGGAUUCCGAUAUUCGUCGAUCGAUAUACUAAACAAACAUUAAUAUUUUCUCCAACAGGAGGUGUCUACAUUAUACCUCCAUUGAUUAAUUUUUAUGGCAAAAUGUAUUCCGUUGCUGAACUUAUUGCUUCCGGUUAUGCCAGUUUAGUCAGUAGUGGAGUCCCACCGAUUGCUCCUAUUAAUAUGAUCCCUUUUUUUCUACCACAACCCUUGAUUGGUCGUGAUAUCCCUGCGAUAAAUCAUUUAACAGGUGGUUUCAAAGGUGGUCUUCGCACUAGUCUCGGUUCAUUCUCGAUUUCUAAACCUUACAAAACAGUAAACAAUAUUGAGGAAAUUAAUGAAACGGAAGAAGACGACGACGACGACAAUCGCUAUCGAUAUGAACCAGUUCUAAAUAAUAAUUACAAAAGAUCAUCAAAGGCACCCAACACGAAAAAACCAACCAAUGAAGGGAAGACAAAAAAGUGUCAACCAUCAACACCAAAACAUCAUAUUCCUCAUUGGCUAACGACUUCAUCUGAAUUAUCCGAUCCGAACGAAUCAAUAACAUUUUUUCUGGUCCUGAAGCAAGAUCCAAUAGCAUUACAGAAAUUAGAGAAAAUAUUUUGGAAAAUCACCGAUCCAAACAAUGAUGAAUAUCAAAACUGGUUGACACGUCCUGCAAUCGAUAAGAUUCUUACACUUGAUAAUCGAAUUUUGAAUGCAGUUAAGCAUUGGUUCACAGAACACUCAUUUACAUCCGUCAAAUUGAUUGGAACUGACGUGUUUCAAAUAAAAACAACAGUCCAACAUUUAUCGAAUAUCUUUUCCAUUAAAUUUUAUCGUUACAAACAUUCCAAGACAGGAAAAACCUUUCAUCGAGCUCAUGAAAGAUUUUGCUUUCCGGGGGAAAUUGGUCAAUAUAUCGAUUUCUGGCUUGGAAUCAAUGAUUUUUUGAUUAGCCACAGAAACUCUGUCGAUCCAAAUCGAAUGCAUUUCAAUGUUAAAGAUGAUCAAGAUCCUACGAAUGUCGCAACUGUAGUUAAAUCGAUACUUGUUCCUCAAUUCAUUCUUACGUAUUAUAAUAUUCCAAACGUUCGGAAAACUGACUUAGAUUCUCAGGUUUCUCAAGGUGCUCUUGAAUUUCUCGGUCAGUUCUAUAGUGAAAAUGAUUUAAAACUAUAUUCACAGUUAGUGAACAUACCAUUCAAACCUCUGAAACCAAACCAUAUUCUCGGGAUUAACAAUCAAUCAGAUCCGGGUAUUGAGACAAUGUUAGAUAUUGAACUUAUGUUUGGUAUAAAUCCAUUAGCUGACACUUGGUAUUUAAAUUAUAAUACAAUGAAUAUGAGUGGUGAAAACUUCUAUACUACUAUAUUUACAUUAAAUCAAGUAGAUGAUGUACCACAAGUUUUGUCGAUUAGUUAUGGUGAUCCGGAAAGUUUGGUAUGUACACAAGUGACUGAUUGUGCUGAAGAAGUUUUAGAUGCAGAUAGACGAUAUAUUACCCGUACAAAUAUCGAAUUCAUGAAACUAACAAUGAGAGGUAUUUCAAUUUUCGUCUCAAGUGGCGAUGAUGGAGUAAACAGUUUUCUUUCGAAUUGUACAAACAAAGUAUUCUAUCCGGAUUACCCAGCAUCAUCACCUUUCAUAACAUCGGUUGGCGGAACAACAUUAGUCAACGCAAAGUACGAAACAUUUGCAGAUCAACCACCAGCUUGUACUGAAUUAAGUUCAACUUUUAAAUGUGUGUCGGAUGGAGACGAAAUUGCUGUCAGUGUAGACGAUCCAACUUUCACUAGAUUUCCUAGCGGUGGUGGAUUCUCCGAUUUUGCUCCUCAACCAUCCUAUCAAAAACAAGCUGUUGAUCAUUAUUUCCGAGAUGAAAGAUAUUAUACCGAUAAAACAUCAGACUUCUAUCCUCCUUCAUCAAUGUAUAAACGAUAUGGACGAGCCUUUCCUGAUGUGUCUGCGUUUGGUGUAAGAAUAUUUAUGGUUCAGGAUUCUGUUAAUCUUGCAGUCGGUGGCACAAGUGCAUCAUCACCAUUAUGGGCUAGUAUUGUUUCGAUUCUCAACUCACAUUCGAUAAAGAUAACGGGUAAAACGUUGGGAUUUCUAAAUCCACUACUCUACCAGAUGGCAAAAGAAUGUCCAAACUGCUUAAAAGAUAUAACAGUUGGAAAUAAUAAAUGUACUUCAACUGUAUGUACGAGUCAAUGUAAAGGUUUUCAAGCUGCAUGUGGCUGGGAUCCUGUUACAGGAUUGGGAAGUCCAAAUGUUGGAAAUAUUUUGAAGUAUAUAACAAAAUUAUUGGAAAAGAAAAUGAAAAAGAACAAAAACAAGUAG